Molecule: messenger RNA, 6359 nt
Organism: Folsomia candida
Lineage: Eukaryota; Metazoa; Arthropoda; Collembola; Entomobryomorpha; Isotomidae
Product: insulin-like peptide receptor
Exons: 15
Coding region: 1066-5520 (1484 amino acids)
Biological process (GO): protein phosphorylation; multicellular organism development; glucose homeostasis
Cellular component (GO): insulin receptor complex; axon
Molecular function (GO): ATP binding; insulin receptor activity; insulin receptor substrate binding
Source: RefSeq, a predicted model, not a curated record
CAGAUAUUUUGCAAAAUAUUGGCAAAGGGGUGCACAACACGCAAAUAGAGAGUGGACAUAAAAGAGCUGAAAUAGCAGAAAAGGAACGAGUCGUUCAUAUUUACCUACGCUGAAAUAUAUCUCAUCCACAUCGAAUAGGGAAUUUGGUGUGCCAAUCUGUGUGCGAAAUAGGAUCCAUUCAAGAACUUAGUUGUUAUUAUGAAGAUUUUAUGGCAGUUUUGGUCCUCUUCAGCAAAAUAACAAGUAGGGUCGUAAAAUAAAAUCCUCGUACGUACACCGACCGACCGACGGAGAGCGUUCUUGUUAAUAAUAAGUACUUCCUUUUCUCGUUGUCUCUCUGUCUCUCUGCCGUCGUGUCGUGGUGUCAUUAUUCCGACUGCGUUCUUCUCCGUUCCAUUGACUCCGUGUCGGGUUAAAUAACUUCUUUAAUAAAUAUUUAACGGGUUGGUGGUGAGGUUAUCAAGAUUGCGAGAGAGGUUAGGUUAGCGAGAGGAUUGUUAGGGCUGGAAGAAUAAUAUCUUACUUACCACAGACAGGGGAAGUAUUUAUUUAGGAGGAUAAUUUCCAUUCUCAUAAUUCCAGUUGCAUCAAGACAUGAUCACUUUUAUAGAAAAGUAGUGAGUCUAACUGAGGUAGAUAAGUAGUUGGGGAAAUUGGGAUUUUUGUUGUUCGGAUUGCAUAAGAUUUUGUGGUUAAGCGAGGUUAGGAUACUUAUUUACAAUUUUUUUUGGAGGAUUUAGUGUAGAUUUGAGAAAUUGUGGUACAAUUGUAAUUGUACUUUUGUAGUAGGAAUUGUAGUAAGAAAGAAAGUUAAGGUAUUUAUUGCAGAUAAUUGAGGAAAAUGGGAGGUUAGUUGUAUAUUUUGUGUGUAAGCGGAGCAAUUGUUGGUACAGAUUUACAAUUUUUAUUUAGAGAAAUAAGUUUCUGGAAAAGAUGGAAUUCGAGUUGGAAAAGGGGUUCUUAUUUUUUGGAAAUUCGUGUCUCUGUUAUCCACAUUUUUUCUUUAGGUAGCUAGAUUUAAGUGUGUGUUAAAUUAGGGUAGGUGGUCAAUUUUUAGGCAGAAUUAUGCGAGGUUUUCUCAUUUUGGCGUUUCUCUCUUCUGUUGGCGUCGUGACCGGGGAGGAGGCGUCGGAAGAUCAGCGGGUUCCGAAGAUCUGUGACCGGAUAACUAUCUGGCAUUGGCACCAGUUUGAACAGUUUCUUCGUGGGUGUACAGUGAUUGAGGGAUCUCUCCAAAUCAAUAUUUUAUUCGAUUCUGUAAACGAUGUGGACAGUGCGACCUUUUCUAGCCUAAGAUUUCCUGAGCUGAAGGAAAUUACGGGGUUUUUGAUGGUGUUUUUUACGGAAAAUAUUGUCUCCCUGUCGGCCAUGUUCCCGUCUUUGUCGGUCAUCCGGGGACAAGAACUCGUGGAGAAGUAUGCACUCGUGAUUAGCAAAAUGCCUGACAUGGUGGAGGUGGGGCUCGUUUCCCUUACGCACAUCUUCAACGGAGGGGUGUGGAUCGUGGGGAAUGACAAGUUAUGCUUUGUCGACAGUAUCGACUGGCAUGCGAUUUCCGGUCCGAAUAAGAACAGCAGUGGGGACAUAAUCGUGCGAAAAAAUGGCCAACAGUGCUCCAACUUUUGUUCGAAACGGUGCAAAUAUUCGGUGAAGGAUGCGAAAAGACAGUUGUGCUGGAGUGAGGGACGUUGCCAAUUGUCCGCGACGCAAAGUUGUCCCAACUGUUCGGAAGAAACGUACUGUUUUGGACGAGACUCUUCCGAGGAGUGUUGCCAUUCUGAGUGUGCUGGAGCCUGCCACGGACCGGAAGCGAGUGAUUGUGAAGUGUGCAAAAAUGUGGGGUUGGUGGAAGGUGGGGGGAAAGUCACGUGUCGAGAGAGCUGUCCACCAAAUUACUUUGAGUAUUUGGAGAGACGCUGCCUAACGCGGACUGAAUGUUUGAACAUUUCCUCCACGGCGCCCAACAACCAUCCCACGAACCCACAGGAAAUCCUGCGCGGAAAGAUUUACAAGGGUGACCGUGACCUCUGCGUGCUGGACUGUCCGCUGGGCUCGCAGCAAAGCAGGGACGGCUCGGUGUGCGUGCCCUGCGAGGGUGGAAGGUGUCACAAGGUCUGCGAGGGGGGCACGGUGGACACGAUCGAAGCCAUGCGACGGUACAGUGGGUGCACCAGGGUGGGGGGACAAGUGGGAUAUCUCAAGAUCCACUUCAGAAGUCACAGCACGAGCAGCGACCCUUCGGGCACUCUGGUAUCACUGCUGAAAGAUAACCUUGGCCAGAUUGAGAUAAUUGACGAUUAUCUCCUCGUCUCCCACACGUACGCACUCUACUCGCUCGACUUUCUCGAAUCGCUCAGGGUCAUCGGGGGAAAAGUCUUGUCGGACAACAGCCACGCCCUCGUCAUAAAAUCGAACGAGAACAUGAAGGCUUUGUGGAGUCAGGAGAAGCGUGUCGAAAUUGCGAACCCGGAAGCGAGAAUUAUGUUUCAUUACAAUCCUCAACUCUGUCCCGACAAGAUUUACAAGUUUCUCUCAAGUUCUGGAGUUAACGCGAAUCUGAGCAAGAAUCCGAUGGACAUUGGAAUCACGAAUGGGGACAAAGUCAACUGCAACACGAAAGAGCUGAAGGUCCGCCGUCCCAAAGUGAACUCGACCUGCGUGACCUUGCAGUGGGAGAACUUCCGCCUCAACCUGACCGAGCCGAGUUACCUUCUGAACUACGAGAUCCACUACAAAGUGACGUCCUCCUCCCGGGACGAGACCAAGCUCGCCUUCCGCGACCCUUGCGGCCAAGACGGCUGGAACAUUAUGGACGUGUCCCCCCUCCGCGAUGCGAACGGGGCCAAACCGCACGAAAGAUUUGAUGGACAGCCUGCCCAGGAAAAUCCGGUGACGAUUUGUCACCUCUUGUCCUACACGAAUUACGCCUUUUACAUCAAAGCCGUCGUCCUUCCGGCCUCGUUGUACGCCUCGAACAACAACACGGGCGCGGAGUCGAGCAUCAUUUACGUGAAAACGGUCUACGGCGUGCCCGAGAGUCCGGCCGACUUAACGUUGCAGAGUCAAAGUCCGGACACGAUCUCUGUCACGUGGACGCCGCCCCUCCGGACGAACGGGCCACGGACGAACGUGACUUAUUUCAAGAUCUCACUAGGAAUUAGGGUGGAGCCGAAUGGGACGAAGGGUGGUGGUGGGACCCAUCUGGGCGCAACGGAAAGUCUGCCGACGGAUCUGUCGGGAUAUUGUGAGUCGGAAUCGGGGUCGGGAAAAAGUGGAGGAAGUUCGACGCCACCUUCGGCGGCGCGAAGACCGCUGAUAAGUCCGCAGUUUUCUACGACGUUGAGACCGAUAAGCCAUACGAAGAAUAGGGAAUAUGGGGAGGACAGCGAUAGUAAAAGUUAUGGAAUACAAGAAUCCGAAAUGCUCCACGUGAUUCUGGGGAACCAUUUGUUCACGGGCGUCGGGAUCAGCCCACCCUUCGCCAGCGGACCGAAUGACCACGACGUCGGGGACGAAGGAGGAAGAAUUCGAUCGAGAAGAAAACGUGACACGUUGACAAACUUUGGCAACAUUUCUGACCCCACGGUUCGAAACUUGGCCGACCAGUACAAAGUGAUUGAAGAAGUGAUUGAGUACUUUAACGCAUCCGCUAUUUCGUACACCCAUCAGUUCAAAAACUUGAAACAUUAUACGAACUACCACAUCGUGGUGCAAACUUGUAGAAAAGGUAUUUGUUCCGAUCCUCGCGAAAACCUGAUUCGGACCGCGCCCUCGCCAAGCGCCGACCUCGUGCAGAACAUAACCCACGCGAUGGUGAACUCUACCCUGCACCUGAGCUGGGACGAGCCCUCCUCCCCCAACGGGGCUAUUCUCGCGUACAUCAUCACCUUCAAGGGGCAAAAGUACUGCAUCUCUCGGGACGCUUUUCUGCUCCAGGGGGACUCCUACAUUCACCCGGAACCUUUGUACGCCGGGGGAAAUUAUAGCGUGCGGAUCCAGACGAAAUCCAAGUCUGGAAUUUCGCCCCCUUCCAACCCCGUCUUCGUCCUGGUGGAGGACAUCAUAGCCAAACAGGCCGCGUCGAGCCAGUCCUCCCUUCAAAAUCCGACCUGGCUUUACUUUCUCGGCCUCCUCCUCAUCUUUUUUGUGACCGGACUUGGCGUAAAUUUUGUGUUCAUGCACCAACGUGCGAAACGAAGAAGAGACCGGAAAAAGCUGUUCGUCUCCCUGAACCCGGAAUACACGCCGAUCGUGCACAUCCCGAGAAAGUGGGAGAUCCCCCGAGAGAACUUGGAAGUGAAGAGGGACGAGAUUUUGGGAACGGGGUCCUUCGGCACCGUGUUUUUGGGGGUGUGGAAGAAAAAAGUGGCGCUCGAGGGGGGGUCGGGGGGCUCGUCGUCGUCGGGGUGGUCGAAGAGCAAGACGAAACUGACAAAGGUGGAGAUUCCCUGCGCGGUGAAGGAGCUGAACGAGGACACGCCGUCGCUGGACAAGGCGGACUUGCUGAAGGAAGCGCUACUCAUGACGAGGCUGGAUUGUCCCCACGUGAUCAAAUUGUUGGGGAUCGUGUCGCUUCUGCAUCCCAUUCUGGUGGUGAUGGAAUACAUGCCGUUUAAGGAUUUGAGGUCGUAUUUGAUUUCGAUGAGGCCGAAUUCGAGUUGUGGGGGGGAGGGGGAGGGGGGAAAUUCGAGCGAUCCGCUGUUAACGACGGGAGAGGGUGAUGGGUCGCAGGGUCGUCUCACGCCGGCAUUCCUCUUAUCCAUCGCGGCUUCGGUGGCGGAUGGGAUGGCGUACAUUCACACGCGCGGCUACGUUCACCGCGACCUGGCCGCGCGGAAUUGCAUGGUGGACGGGAAUCUGCGCGUGAAAGUGGGCGACUUCGGGUUGAGCAAGGAGAUGUGCGAUUACUACAGAUUGCACAGCAGGGGACGCUUCCCCUUCAGGUGGAUGGCGCCCGAGUGCUUUCUGGACAACUUGAUAACGUACAAGUCGGACGUGUGGUCCUAUGGCGUGCUUCUCUAUGAAAUCGCGUCCCUUGGCGCAGUCCCGUAUCAUCAGUUUAAUAAUCUGCAAGUGAAACAAUUUGUGUGCAGCAGACAAACUUUAGAAAUGCCGGAGACGAGUCCACCCCUCAUUCUAAGGAUCGCUCAGGACUGUUUCAACUACGUGAAAGAACAGAGACCGAGUUUUCUCCAGAUUUUAGAAAGACUGAUGGUGGAAGCACACACCCCGGAAUUCGAAGCCAUUUCCUUCUACCACAGCGAGGACGGGGUUUCUGCGAGGAACAAGGAAAUCUUUGACGUUGCCUUUUUCAACGGGGAAAUCACCAUCGUGGACACGACCAGCAGCGGUUCGGACACGAUCUACGUGGGCAUGGAUGACCCCACAAGAACGCUCCAAAAUGUGGAAGAAGAUAACGUCACAAUUCGAGAAAACAGCAGUGACAAUGAAGGGGACGAGAGAAAAUUAGGAGUAAAGUGGAAAGUUGAGACGGCCCAAGUGCAUUUUUCCUCCCCGUAGAAAGAAGGAAAGCAGCCAUUAUUAUUCCAAGAGUUCAAUUUGUAAAUUAUAUUAAAGAAUAAUUGAGAGACAAAUUAGAUUUAAGGUUAAUAUUUAACUAGAGGUGGGCAAAAUACUGAGUCAAAAUGGAGUAUUUUGAGCUCUGUUCUUCCCAGGGUUUGGAUUUCCGGGGCUGUUACACCCACAAAAAGACGAAAAUCUACGCGGACAACGCAACAGUCGUACGAAAAUACAGGUUUGUUGAAGAAACUUUAUAUUUAUCGCGGCCAAAACACAAUAUUGUGUGACUGUUGUCUUUUCUACGUAGUUUUUCGUCUUUUUAUGGGUUUUCCAGCCAUGAAAAUCCAAACCCUGGGAAGAACGGAGCUCAAAAUACUGUAUUUUGACCAAGAAUUUUGCCCACCUCUGAAUUAUUUAAAUGAAGAAAGUUGAAGGAAUAAUAAGUUGUUGAACUGGAUUUUUAAGUAGCAUAAUAUUUAUGAUUUAAUAAUGUGUGGCAAACUAGUGUACUCGGGUGACAAAAAUAUUUAUGAAAUGGGUGCAUGCAUGUAAUCCCUGUCGCAUAAAAAUCGCGUAAAAUCCAGUUUUGCUUAUGUAACUGAGGAGUUGAACUUCCCGUCUCCGUCGGACGAGAAUCAUCGAGAUUAUCAUAAUUUAAGGGAAUCUGUCUGUAAUAUGCAUCUCUGUCAAAUGUCAGCUCUUUGCAGGCUGACCACUAACUUCUGCUACCUGACUUUUCCUGCCUCUUAUUUCCUAUGCAUAUUUACAUAGACUGCUCUCUUAUAUAAUGUGUAUAUUGUUCUUCAAUAUUUAGAAAAAUAAAGCUACUUUAUUUCUGA